Lithohypha guttulata is the source of this 2346-nucleotide messenger RNA. It is a transcript of the gene PUS7, whose product is annotated as multisubstrate pseudouridine synthase 7. Gene Ontology annotation, molecular function: pseudouridine synthase activity; RNA binding. Gene Ontology annotation, cellular component: nucleus. The record is from RefSeq and is a predicted model, not a curated record. The transcript has a single exon. Lineage: Eukaryota; Fungi; Ascomycota; Eurotiomycetes; Chaetothyriales; Trichomeriaceae. Gene Ontology annotation, biological process: pseudouridine synthesis. The coding region runs from base 1 to 2346 and encodes 781 amino acids.
AUGGCAACCACUGAAAAGAAUGAUCGCGUUGAUGAACCUCCUCAAAAGCGCAGACGCUUGUCUAACAACGAGACUGGUAUUGGCGCUCACCUUCCAGACGAACCCAUGCUUGCCACGCCUCCAGUUGAGGUCCAGGCUUCAGAGGCUACCGUUCAGAGUCGAGAAUCAGAAGUGGGUAUUCAGACAUUCAUAAACGCCAAUAUCUCAAGUUUCGCUGGUGUCCUAAAGACUAGGUAUUCAGAUUUUAUUGUGAAUGAGAUUCUACCAAGUGGCGAGGUCGUUCACUUGCAAAACACAAAGCCAUCAGCACCACCACCACCACCACCACAAGGUGAACCAGAAUCAGUGCCACAAGGGAGAGGAGAUGCGACUUUGCAGGACGUUGUAGGACCUGACAAUCCAGCACCAAUCGAAAUCGAGGCCAAGAACCGAGCUUCUGAGCAUGAAGAAAUGACCAAGGUAGAGCACGGAGCCCAUACCGACAAUCAAAUAUCUGAAGAACAGCGUCAACAGCUGGUUGAGUAUCUACAAGAACCGGCUGCGUCCGAGAUUAUAGACCUUCACGAGACAAUCAAGAACACUGCGCGGCUACAAUUGAGCGGGUUACCAAGUGUUCGUGCAGAGUUCACCUCGGAUCGAUCAGUACGCUCACAAAUCCAUCAAUUCAUACGCGAGACGUUCAACUCUAAGAUCGACAGCUCCACAGAUAAAGAUGGCUUUCUUGUCCUCUCGGCAGCUGGAGGGCCAGGGCGUGACAAACAGCAAUGGAGAUCGCGAAACUUACCCUCCCAAAACAACUCGCGAUCAGGCAAGUCUGUCUGGCAGGAAAGAGGUGGUGAUCACGUACACUUUACUCUAUACAAGGAGAACAAGGACACUAUGGAAGCAAUUUCCUGGCUCACAAAGCAGCUCAGAUGUAAUGCCAAAGUUUUUCAGUUUGCAGGCACAAAAGACAGAAGAGCGAUUACCACGCAGAGGUGUAGCGCGUACAGAAUUCAAGCCGAGCGACUGGCUGCCCAAAACCAGACAUUGCGAGGAUCCAAAAUUGGUGACUUCCAGUAUCAUCAACGUGGUCUCGAGCUUGGAGAUCUACGAGGUAAUGAGUUCGUGAUCACUCUGAGAGAUUGCAAAACACCUCUGUUUAAAGACCAGAAUUCGAAGCUAGAUAUCGUGCAGCAGGAUAUUGAACAGAGACUGCAAAGUCUGCGUGACAACGGCUAUAUCAAUUACUACGGCGAACAACGUUUUGGCACGUUCUCAGUGAGGACAGACACCAUUGGUCGUCACAUACUGAGAGAAGACUUCAAAAGUGCUUGUGAUGCAAUCAUCUCUUUCCACGCAGAUGCAUUAGAAGCGUCUCUCCGUUCUGAUUUGACCUCAACUAUAGGUCAGGACGACAAGCAUCGCGCUCUUGCCAUUCACAAGUGGCAUACAGGUUCGAGCCUGGACGAAGCACUAAGUAUCCUGCCUCGGAAGUUCUCAGCAGAAACGCAGAUCAUGCGGCAUCUCAAUAGAGAUCCCACCGACUACUUCGGUGCAUUGUCUGGCAUACAGCGAAAUUUGAGGUUGAUGUAUGUUCAUGCUUACCAGUCACUGAUUUGGAAUCUAGCUGCAACCCAGCGUCUAAAAGUCUAUGGUAACAAAGUCAUCAAGGGCGACCUUGUCUUAGUCAAUGAGCAUAAAGAGAAAGAGGUGCACGUAUCAGAGACCAAUGGAUCAGAAAAUAUGGCCAUCGACGAGGAUGGUGAGCAAAUCGUUAAGCCAGCUGACCAUGACCGAGCCGCGCAAGAAGACGACAUGUUCGAACGUGCUCGAGCACUGACCGAGGAGGAAGCGAACUCAGGCAAAUACUCCAUAUUCGAUGUUGUCCUGCCGCAACCUGGCUACGAUAUAUUAUACCCUGACAACAAUAUUGGCAAGUACUACGAAACCUACAUGCAAAGCGAAGAAGGAGGUCGCAUCAACCCGCAUAAUAUGCGUCGUAGACAUCGCGAGUUCAGUCUCAGUGGGUCUUAUAGAAAAAUACUCGCAAGAAUUGGCCAGGACUUCGAGGCCAAUGUACAUACCUACGACAAAGACGAUGAGCAGUUUGUGAAGACCGACCUCGACAUUUUACGCGAGAAGAUGGAGGCUAGUGGACUUCAUCCGAGUUCUUCUAACAAAGAAAACCAAGAGGCUCGGCCAUCUUCUAAAGUCACGAAUGGGAAAGACGAGGAGCGAGGCAGCAAGCUCGCUGUUGUACUCAAGUUUCAGCUAGGCGCGAGUCAGUAUGCGACUAUGGCACUAAGGGAGCUUUCGAGGGGAGGUAUCGCGCCUUACAAGCCUGAUUACAGUGGCGGUAGAUGA